UUAUAAAAAUUAUCAUUUACAGUAGAAAAAAAAAGACGAGUUAUAAAACAUCCUUCACACUAAACAUAAGUCAGUUAGCAAUUGUGUGAAUGACAUGUGUCUUUUUCGAUUUUUUUAUUUGUUGCUUUUUCAAAUGUAUUUUAAAUGAUUUUUUUUUAAUUUGUCACUUGGUGGAUGCCCGCGGGUUCGCGAGUUUGAAUGUUUUGUAAUAAUAUAUUUAUUAUAUUUUUUCAAAUUAAAAUAUCUUUUUAUCAUUAAAUGUUUUUGUUAAAUAUUUUUCAAAGAAUAAUUGUUUAAAAAGGAAAAAUAUGACUAAAUUAAAUAUUUUUGGGAAAAUUUUAUGUUUACAUUUUCACGGUACCAUUUUUCAUCUUUAACAUCACUAAACGGAUAUUUUCAAAAGUACAAUUUUCAUUAAAUGGUAAAAGACUCUUAUAUAUUUGUUAUCUAUAUAUAUAAUAAAUCAUUACUUAAAUAAGAAAAAUAAAUAAAUAAAUAAAUAAAAUAAAAUAAAUAAAAAAUAAAAAUAAAAUAAAUAAAAAAUAAAUUUAUGUUUUCGAAUUAUACUUUUUCAAAUUCAAAUUUUUUUAUAAUUUUGUUUUUUGAAUUUUUUUUCGAAAACUUUUUUAUUUUUAUCUUUUCAAAUUUCUUUUUGAAAAUCGAAAAUUAUGUUUGAAGCUAUUUUUAAAAUUUUUAAUAUAUUUUUAAGUAUUUAUUAAUAUAUUUAUUAGAAUCCUAAAUUUCACAUUCUAAAAGCCUUUACUCCACCCUUCAACUCUAAAUCAUAAGUCUAGAUUAGUUAACCGUAGGGGUAUAAGUGUCUUUUACCCUUCAUUAAAAGUGAGGGUAAAAGUGGUUAGUGUAAACAUGAAAAAAGUACUAUAAAUGUGCUAUUUGUGGUAAUUUCCCAAUAUUUUUUGAUAUUUUGUAUUAAUAAUUAUACUAAAAUUAGUUAUGUAUAAUAUUUAUGAUUCAGUUUUUAAUAAAAUUACUUAAUUUGUGAAAGUAUAUGAUAUUGAAAUUUUUGGAAUAUUUUAUAUAAUUUAGAAAUACCUGAUUGCUAAAAAUGAUUUUAUGAAGCAUUAUAUAUAUUAUAUAAAUCACAUAUUAAAUUACCAUAAAUUAUUUUGUGCAAUAUAUUUAGGUCGUUUGGAGCAUCUCCAUCUUCACUCCAUAAUUUACUGCAAAAUGGUGUGGAAAAUGGAGUAGUGAAGAAACAAAAAAGUGAUUACUCCAUAAAUGGAGAAAUUAUUUAUUUUUUGUUCAUACUCCAUUUCUCACUUCAUUUUUUGGAAUAAAUUAUGGAGUGGGGAUGGAGAUGCCCUAAUAAAAAUAUUUCUAGAACUAACUUUUGUACUCAUAGAAUAAAUAAAUAUUUACUUUUUAACAAAUCAAAUUAUAAUAUUUUUUCUCAAUCUCUAUAUAUGAUCAACACCUAAGAAAAAAUCAAUUAAGUGAUUUAUCAUUUAACAUAAAAUGAAAUUUAAAAAUAUAUUUUAUAAAUUAAUUUAUUAGCUUGUAUAAAUAAAUUAAAAUAUUUUAUCAUAAUUUAAAUCAUAUGAUAAGCCAAGAUAAAUAAUUUUAUAAACAUAUUUAUAAAUUCUUAUAAAUGAUUUAUAAAGCAUGUAUGAAUUUUAUUCGAUAUUUAUAGUUAUUAAUAAUACUUUAUAUACAUAAUAAGGCCAUAUAAAAUAUAAGGCUUUAUAUAAGAAUAUAAAAUCAUUAUAUCAAUUUUAAUAAACUUUUUUUUUACUAUUUUAUGUAGUUUAUAAACAUAUAAAAAUGAUCAAACAUUAUUACUUUUUCUAUAGUUUCAACAAUUAGUUACCAUAAAUAAUUAUUUGAAAUAUUAUGUAGAUUUUUGGCAAGUGUUAUUAACUGUUUAUAGACUUAUUUUUUUCUUUUAAAUCUAAUUAAAAUAAAUAAAAAUUAUAAAUUACCGACAAUCAAUUUAUAACAGUUUUUUAAGAUUUCAUAAAUGAUCGAUACAUAACCAAAAAUCUCUUAAAUGACUUCUCAACUAAUAUAUAUAAUAUGAUAUAUAGCUUUGAUUUUAAGCUCUUAUAGAUGACUUACAAAGUCUUAUAAUAAUUUAAAAUAUACAAUAAGCCAAGAUAAAUAAUUUGAUAAAAAAAUUUAUAGAUGAUUUAUAAAGCAUAUAAUAUGAACUUUAGGAGAUGAUCAUAGUUAUUAUGAUAAUUUAUAUAAAAUAUAAUUUUUUAAAUAAGAAUAUAAAAUUAUUAUAUUGAUUUAUAUAAACGGUUUGUCGUUUAUUAUUUUAUGUAUUUUUAAAUAUAAAAAUGACUAAUUUAUUUCUCUUUCUAUAAUUUCAACAAUUAGUUACCAUAAAUCAUUAUUUGUAAUAAUUUCAACAAUUGGUUACCUACGUCUGUAUUUUGAACACUUUAGUGAAUUUUGCUAACGUGUCGAUCAUAGGUGAUUAAUUGUUAAAAUUAUAUUACAUUAUAACUUUGCUUAGUUUUAAAUAAUAUUACAAAUAAUAAUUUAUGGUAACUAAUUGUUGAAAUUAUAGUUAACUUAUGGUAACUAAUUGUUGAAAUUAUAGAAAAUAAAUAAAUUGAUCAUUUUUUAUAUUUAAGAGUUACCAUAAGGUAACUAAUUUUUUUUAUUUGGCAAGUGAUAUUAAUUGGUUAUAGACUUGUCUUUUCUUUUUUAUAUCUAAUUAAAAUAAAUAAAAAUUAAAAAUCAUCGAACAAUCAAAUUAUAAUAAUUUUGUAAGAAUUCACCUAUGAUCGAUACGUAAGCAAAAAUAAUUAAAGUGACUUCUCAAUUAAUAUAUAGUAGAAUUAUUAUUUUGUUUACAACUCACAUACGAACAUUGCCGAAUUUUAUUUUCAUUGGAUUGCCGAAUUUAAGUGUGAUGUUCUUAGAAAAUCACUAAGCUUUUUUUACCAUAAAAAAAUCACUAAGCUAAAAACUUUGGUUCAUUUAUCAUAAUCUGUUUUUCCUGUUAUAGAUAUAAUAGUGUUUUACUAAGACCAUCUUUAAUGGUACAUCUCUAUUGUUUUAUAGAGUGAACUAUAGAAGCAAAUUCGAUUUUACAAUAGAAUUAUUCUAUUUUAAUGUAAAACAAGUUUUCUAAACCAAGUUACUAAAACUGAAGUUACAAAAAAAAAAAAGUUACUAAAACUGAAAAUAAUGAUAACGUAAUAAAACUAUAUUGAAAUUAUAGAAAAGUAAUAUAUAAUGUUGAAGGUCUAAAUUGUAUUAUUAUAUUUAACCAAAGAAAAAAUGAUAUCGAUGUUAUGAUUUUUGUUGUAAAUUUUACUUAAGUACUCCCUCCGUUCCUUAAAUAAGCGUUGGCAUGUCUCUCAUUUGUUUUAGAUUAUUUUAAAAGUUAAAAACUGAAACGGAGUAAUACAUCGUCUAUGUCUUGCUUUGGUCAAAUUUUAUUUUUAUAAUUUUUUUUGUCAUAAAUGAUAGAGCUAGGCAACAUAUCAGGACCCAAAGAACUGAAUCAAACCCGAUCCGAAGAGUAGUACCGAACUUAAACCAAAAUUGAUUAAUACAUGAUUGGGUAUACAAUUUAAUAUAGGAAGAACCAGAUUCAAACCCGACUCGAACAAAAUAUUUCGGGAACCAUAAAAUGCUCAAAACACCGGAAAUAUCUAAAAACUUGUUUUCCAUCAUAAUUUCCAAAUAAAUCCAGUUUUAUUUUAAUUUUAUAUAUUUACUUUUACAUUAUUUAAAUUUAUAUGUUUUAUAUUAUUUCAGUUUCGGGUUUUUAGAAUUUAAGGUACAUUUUAAUUUUUCAAUUGUUUACAUAAUUUAAAUGGAUACCCAAACCAAACCCGUAAUGUUUAGAAUAGGGUUUAAAUCUAUAAGCCUAAAAAUCUGAAAUCCGAAUAGACUCAAAUCAAAACCAAACGGAUCCUGAUUAAGAUAUAUAAGAUUAUGUGUUUUAUUUAUUUAAUAAUAAUAUAAGAUUAUAUUUUUAGUUUUUCUCCUAGAAUAUUUAAAUGUUUAUUUGGGUUUAUAUAGAAACCGUUUUUAACAAAAAUCAAUACCAAAUAUAUGCAUCUAUAUAUACCGGGUUUGCUGACAUAUUAUAUAAUAUAAACGUGUUUUAAUCAUUUUUUAAAUAAUUUAAAAUUUUGUGCUAUAAUCAUUUUUAAAUAAGAAUAUGAGGAUAUAAUUAUUUUAGAUGUUAGUGCCCAAACAUAUUCAUUCAAUAAUAAUGAACAUCAAAAAUAUUCAUACCUAUGUAUUGUUAUGAAAUCCUCGUUUAUAGUAACAACUAUAGAUUCGGUAGAAUCAGGUCAUUAAUGGCCAAAGAUAUGAUCAUUGAUUUAUUUACGGUUGGUGACAUUUAAAUAUAUUGAUUAAAUCUUUCUUUAAGCUAGAUUUUAGGUUAUUUAUUUAUUUAUACUAAUUAAUAUAGUAAUGGCAUUUCAUUGUAAAUAACUCAAAAACUAAUGGCAGAAUCCUAGUAGGGAUUCUGCUUUAAUAGUAUAGAUAUAGAGGAAAUUUUUGUGUCCCAUCGGAGAUGUUCUAAGGAAACAUAGGUCGUGCAAUUACGACGGAAGAGAGCAAGAGACGUCAAGAAAAGGGAAAAGUUGAAAGUGAUAUACGUACAGCGUUAACUGUGUGGAGAGGGGCUCAUGCAUUAAAAAAGUCCAAGUGGUAUACGUAAGCGUUAUCUGAUAAAGGGACAUGAAACAUCAAUCAUUCAUGAACUUGCCACAUAUCCUAUUUCUAUCAUCUUUGGUCAAGUAACUCGACAUAUUAGUCAAAAAAACAAAAAAAACUCGACAUAUCAAACAUUAAGACAUGUGACUUUUAGGCAAAUAAAGUCGACCUUUUUUAUGUUUUCUUUUCAAUUUAUAAUGGAGUUGAAUUUCUACAACCUGGAAGCAGAUGCGUAAUGGGAAACAAGAUCCCAGGAAAUAUAGCACCAGUCUCCUAUUCGCUAAUAUACUUGAUUUAAAAUAAAAACAAAUGAAAGAUGCCAUGGACAUAUUGACUUUUAGUCCUUCGUAUCUUUAAUUAGUCUUCACCUGUCACCGUGACCGCCAGGUAUUGUUCCAAAGUCAAUGUUUAGGGAUAUAGCCACCGAAGACGACCAGACGAAAACUCUAAAUGUACAAUUAUAUAACCAAUAUUGUAUGUGGCUGAUCACUGAUGAUAAUAUUGUAAUUUGUGAAUAACAAAGCAAGUUCACAUACAAAGAAUCGCCUUAUAUGAGAUAUGUUGAUCGUGUUCUCAGUUCUUCUCUUCUUUAUCAUCAUCACAAGCUUCUUAGCAAGUUCAACAACAUCUGUUUCACCAUCUCUCCAUUCAGAUGAGCUGAAUGCGCUAGAGAAGAUAUCUACUACACUUGGAAUCAAGGGACUGAACCUAAGUUAUGGAGACCCUUGCAGUUUAGGAACCCUGAAGAUGAUGCAAGACGUUGAUGUUAUUUCGAAUCCGGACACUGGAAACAGCACCAUUCGUUGUGAUUGUAGCUUCAACAAAAGCACCACAUGCCAUAUAACAAGCAUAGACCUCAAGACCCUUGGCCUUCCAGGGAAACUGCCACCAGAGUUUGCUGACCUUCCAUAUCUACAAUCGAUAGACUUGUGCAGAAAUUACCUUACGGGCUCAAUCCCAAUGGAGUGGGCUUCAUUGCCAUACCUCACUUCCAUGUUAGUUCCAUCUCUUUCUCUGUUGCCGAUGCAUACUAUUCAUAAUUCACCAGAGUGGCUUCUGAAAUUUUCUUGCAGCUCGCUCUGCGCGAAUAACUUGUCUGGGCCUUUACCAACUGGGUUACAGAACUUCAAGAAUCUCACAGUCUUAGGGGUCGAAGCCAAUCAGUUCUCUGGUCCAAUUCCUGAGGAGCUUGGUAACUUGAUCAAGUUAAUACGACUGCAUCUUACCUCCAAUCAAUUUACAGGAAGCUUGCCUAACUCUCUAGCUAAACUGAUGAACCUUGAGGAUUUUAGGGUAAGUGACAAUAACUUCAAUGGUACCAUCCCAGAAUAUAUCGGCAACUGGUCUCGGCUUCAAAGGCUAGGUCUACUGGCAAGCGGACUGAAAGGUCCUAUUCCUGAUGCAGUCACUCGCCUAGAAAAUCUUAUUGAUAUGAGUAUUAGUGAUACAACUGGGAUAAACUCCUUUCCAAAUAUGUCCAGCAAAGCCAUCAGGAAACUGAUUUUGAGGAAUGUGAGCUUGUCUGGUGCAAUUCCUUCUUACAUAUGGAGUUUGCCUGAGCUAAAGACUUUGGAUUUAUCGUUUAACAGCUUGACUGGCGAAGUUCGUGGAAUACAAAGUGCACCAAAAUUCACCUAUUUGACUAGAAAUAGACUUUCUGGAGAUGCUGGAUCAGGUGUUUUUCUCAAUAGCAAAUCUAAUAUUGAUAUCUCGUACAAUAAUUUCUCUUGGUCGUCUAGCUGUCAGGAAAAGAGUAACAUUAAUACAUACCAGAGCUCAUAUUUGAAGAACAACUUAACUGGGCUUCUUCCAUGUGCUGGUCCAAUCAACUGCACAAGCUAUCAGCGAACACUGCAUAUAAAUUGUGGUGGACAAAACACAGUCAUUAAAAACUCCUCUCAUAAAAUCAGCUACGAAGCUGAUGAUAGUACUGUCUAUUCCACGACAAAUCAACACUUCAAAACAUGGGGAAUUAGUAACACAGGUGUAUUUGCCGCGGAUGAACAUAGUGAGAAUGAUACAUAUAUCAUCUUAGCUAGUUCAAAACUACCUGGAGAUUCUCCUAAUCUUUAUAAGACUGCACGUAGAUCUGCUCUCUCACUUGUUUAUUAUGCGUUUUGCUUGGAAAAUGGACCCUACAAUGUGAAACUCCAUUUUAUGGAGAUUCAGUUUUCAGACGAAGAACCAUUCAGUCGUCUUGGCAGACGCAUAUUUGAUGUCUAUGUUCAGGGAGAACUGUUCUUGAAGGAUUUUAACAUCAAAGAGGAGUCUAAUGGGACUAUGACUCCUGUUGUAAAAGAAGUGAAAGCUGUAAAUGUGACCAAUCAUAUGUUAGAGAUUCAGCUGUAUUGGGCGGGGAAAGGGACAACCCUCAUACCUAAAAGAGGAAACUAUGGUCCUCUUAUCUCUGCAAUCUCCUUGUGCCACCACAGUAAGUUCUCUUUAUCAUAUUGCUUUCUUCCCACUCAAGUGGCCAUAACUUUAAAUGACACUGGUUCUUUUAAAAAUUCAGGUAUGGAGCCACAAUGUGGAGCGGAAAAAAUAAGACAUCACACUAAUUAUCCCCUAAUUUUUGGGUCAAUAGCUGCCUUGGUAACAAUUAUUCUUUUGGCUUUGGGAAUAUAUGCUUGGAGAAGAUGCAUAAGAGACAAGAAUACAAGCGAACAAGAUCUAAGAGUCGAGGGUCUGCCAACGGUUUGCUUUACUUGGAGGCAACUGCAAGCUGCAACAAACAAUUUUGAUCAAGCCAACAAACUUGGAGAAGGAGGUUUCGGAUCCGUAUUCAAAGGAGAGCUGUCAGAUGGAACUAUCAUAGCAGUGAAGCAGCUUUCUUCCAAGUCACACCAAGGAAACCGCGAGUUUGUGAAUGAGAUAGGAAUGAUCUCAGGUCUGAACCAUCCCAACCUUGUCAAGCUUUAUGGAUGUUGUGUCGAGAAGAACCAAUUGAUGCUUGUUUAUGAGUACAUGGAAAAUAACUCCCUUGCUCAUAUGCUCCAUGGAAAGAGUUCCUUGAACCUGAACUGGAGGGCAAGACAAAAAAUAUGUGUUGGAAUUGCAAGAGGGCUUGAGUUCCUUCACGAAGGAUCAAUGAUCAGAAUGGUUCACCGUGACAUAAAGACCACAAAUGUGCUUCUAGACGCUGACCUAAAUGCAAAGAUAUCUGACUUUGGAUUGGCUAGGCUACAUGAAGAAGAACAUAGCCAUAUUAGCACCAAGAUUGCAGGAACCAUCGGAUACAUGGCUCCAGAAUAUGCACUAUGGGGUCAGUUGUCAGAGAAAGCAGACGUGUACAGCUUUGGGAUUGUGGCAAUGGAGAUUGUUAGUGGACAGAGUAAUACGAAACAAAAGGGAAGUGCUGAUCACGUCUCGCUUAUCAAUUGGGCAGUGAAGCUGCAACAGAAAGGGGACAUAACGGAGAUAGUAGAUCCAGUUCUACAAGGUGAUUUCAACACCAAAGAAGCAGUAAGGAUGAUCAAAGUUGCUAUCGUUUGCACAAACUCAUCUCCUUCCUUAAGACCAACCAUGUCAGAGGUUGUGCAAAUGCUGGAAGGAGAGGUAGAAAUAACACAGGUUCUUUCAGAUCCUGGUUUAUAUGGACAUAACUGGAGCAUCUCAAACCUCAGGGACAUUGAUACAGAUGGUGGCUUGAGCACUUCUGUUGUAACCGAUCAAACGGCAACAAGAAUGAAAUCGUCGGUUUCUGGUUGUGAUCUCUACCCAUUAUACCCUGAAUCCAUGAUCUUAAACUCCACAGUGGACUUUUCUUCCUCGUCACUGUAAAGCUGUGUGCGUUGCCUUGUGUCUUACGAGAGACAAAAGGCUUGUAAGUUGUCUUAUAUUAGUAAGAUGUCUGAAACCUUACAGUAGCUUAAUUUACAUUGUACAUGAUUUUUAUGUUACAGCUAAUCUUCUUGUACAUGCUUGGUUGCUU
Messenger RNA from Brassica rapa (field mustard), 8581 nucleotides. RefSeq names its product probable LRR receptor-like serine/threonine-protein kinase At1g29720. Gene Ontology annotation, biological process: protein phosphorylation. The record is from RefSeq and is a predicted model, not a curated record. Gene Ontology annotation, molecular function: protein kinase activity; protein binding; ATP binding. NCBI's taxonomy places the organism in Eukaryota, Viridiplantae, Streptophyta, Magnoliopsida, Brassicales, Brassicaceae.